Molecule: messenger RNA, 788 nt
Organism: Heterotrigona itama
Lineage: Eukaryota; Metazoa; Arthropoda; Insecta; Hymenoptera; Apidae
Source: the annotation of a GenBank genome assembly
GUUGCCGCCACGAAAGACGGUGUUAACGUCGAUAGUCACCAUUCGAAUCGUAGAGUAAGCCGAAUGUCAGUCGAUAUCUUCAAACUCGACGGCCAGGAUGGGAAGGCUCUCCCAAUUCACGUGCCACAGAUUCCAGAGUAGCGGAUUGGUUUUUAAUGAGCAAUCCUUUCCCAUUGCUAGGAAUUAUAUGUCUUUAUCUACUAUUCGUUCUUCGACUUGGACCUUUUUGCAUGAAAAAUCGAAAACCAUUCAAUUUAAAUAAACUUAUGAUUUGUUAUAACAUUUCUAUGGCAACCGCGAGCGGAACUGUAUUUUACGGGAUGGCUCGAUGGGUGUGGAGGCUGUUAAUGUUGAAAAUCCUGGAGUUGAGCGACACCGUCAUCUUCAUUCUGAGGAAAAAAUACAACCAAGCGUCUUUUCUCCACAUUUAUCAUCACACGUCCACCGCUCUUCUUUCGUGGAUCGCGUGCAAAUUUGUUCCAGGCGGCAUGUGGACGUUCACGAUUAUGCCAAACUGCAUCGUACACGUGAUUAUGUACACCUAUUAUCUGCUCGCCUGCUUGGGCCCAGAAGUACAAAAGAGGAUCGCGCCUUGGAAACAAUACAUUACCGGGUUACAAAUGUUCCAGUUUAUAAUCAUGAUAUGUCACACAUUCCAAACUCUGUUGCCUACUUGCGAACCAAAUCGGAAACCAAUAGCUUAUAUCUACAUGUCGCAGAUUCUUAUCAUGUUUUACAUGUUUUGCGACUACUACAAGAAAUCGUAUCUCAGAAAAAAGGCGGAGUAA